Molecule: messenger RNA, 316 nt
Organism: Epinephelus lanceolatus (giant grouper)
Lineage: Eukaryota; Metazoa; Chordata; Actinopteri; Perciformes; Serranidae
Source: RefSeq, a predicted model, not a curated record
GUCUCCUCACCUGUAAUCCACACGACUAAAACCAUGAGUGAAGUGGUUCUACAGUGUGAGUCUGCAGGCUGGUAUCCAGAGCCUGAGGUGCUGUGGCUGGACGCUGAGGGAAACCUCCUCUCUGCUGGACCUACAGAGACACUCAGAGGUCCUGAUGACCUCUACACUGUCAGCAGCAAUGUGACUGUGGACAAGAGACACGGCAACAACUUCACCUGUAGAGUCCAUCAGAAGAACAUCAACCAGACCAGAGAGACACACGUCCUGGUUCCAGAUCAUUUCUUCAUGGUCCCCAGUACUACCAGUAGUCCCAGUA